GAGAAAAUAUGGACGUUUUUACUGAAAUAAGUAUAACGUGCAUGAUGGGGAUGAUGACACAUGUAUGGAUGUGCAUUCUCUACCCUCUUUUUUCCAACUCCAUGAAAAGGGAAAUGAAUGCGGUCGGUAAACUUGAAACUUUCAACGAUAUAAAAAUAAAUAAAUAAAUAAAAGAAAAAUGAACACUUUCCCUUUCCUAUAUAUAUAACAUAGAAGAAAUAUAUUUGCAAUUCUGUCGAAAACUAGUCAUAGUGAGAAAAUGGCAGCCAGUGUUGAUGCAAGUUCAAGCUCAUAUGAUCGCAUGAAGGAAGUGAAGGAAUUUGACGAGUCAAAGAUGGGAGUCAAAGGCCUCUCCGAUUCCGGCAUCACUUCCAUUCCUCAAAUUUUUGUCCACGACCCUCAAACCCUAUCCGACCUCAAACCCUCCUCCAAGCCAACUGCCGCUGUCAAACCCACCAUCGACCUCUCCCACAUCACCUCCCCUGCCCACCGCCCCAAUAUCGUUGACCAGGUCAAGGCCGCCGCCAAAACCUUUGGCUUCUUCCAGGUCACCAACCACGGGGUGCCCGUCUCGGUCCUAGACGAGACAGUGAACGCGGUCAAAGCUUUCCACGAGCAGCCCCAUCAGGUGAAAGCCGAGUACUACAAGCGAGAUGAAGGAAAGGGAGUUAUGUAUGCCAGCAACAACGACUUGUACCGUACAACCGCCGCCAGCUGGCACGACUCGCUGCAGAUGUGGAUGGGGCCGGAGCCGCCCAACGUGGAGGAGAUCCCGGAGGUGUGCAGGGAAGAGUUGGCUGCAUGGGAUUUGCAUGCAACCAAGGUGGCUGAUGACGUUAUGGAGCUGCUCUCGGAAGGGUUAGGGUUGGAGCGUGGGAGGUUUAAGGAGCUGACGUUUUCGGAUUCAAGGGUGCUUGUGGGGCACUGCUAUCCUUACUGUCCUCAGCCUGAUCUGACGGUAGGGAUUAAGGCACAUACGGAUCCCGGGAUCGUGACGGUUCUGUUGCAAAACCAUGUGCCGGGGUUGCAGGUUAGGCAUGAGAAUGAGUGGUUGGAUGUGAAGCCUGUGCCUGGUGGUUUGAUCAUUAACGUUGGAGAUUUUCUUCAGAUAAUCUCAAAUGGGGGGUACAAAAGUGUGCAGCACAGAGUGCUGGCCAACUCCAGGAAGGAAUCUCGGAUUUCAAUUGUGAUAUUUUUCAACCUAGCCAAAUGGAGGGAAGAUGGUUACUGUGGCCCUCUUCCAGAGCUUGUCUCACCUCACAACCCGCCAAUUUAUCGAGACUUCACGCCCCAAGAAUUCCUUGAAAAUUUCUAUGGUAAAGGAAUAGAUACCAAGUCUCUGAUUCAGAAAAUCACAAUACGAAACUGAUAUCCAUCUGUCUGUUUCCAUCAUGAUAUUAAACUAUUCAUUCGUUUCAUAAUUAUAGUGUGGUACCGUAAUACAAUCACGUGUAUUAUAACCAUGUAUAAUUAUAGUGUAGUAACGUAAUACAAUCACGUGUAUAAUCAUGUUAUCCCACCAUGAUUCCAUUUCCUAAGUUUCCUCCAUGAUAUUAAACUAUUCCGUGUAACAUGC
This is a messenger RNA of Prunus persica (peach), 1576 nucleotides long. Its product is annotated as 1-aminocyclopropane-1-carboxylate oxidase homolog 4. The transcript is spliced from 2 exons. NCBI's taxonomy places the organism in Eukaryota, Viridiplantae, Streptophyta, Magnoliopsida, Rosales, Rosaceae. The coding region runs from base 260 to 1369 and encodes 369 amino acids. The record is from RefSeq and is a predicted model, not a curated record.